AUGCCCAACUUUGUCGUCCUCGGAGCCGGCGUCAGCGGCCUCACCUGCGCACUGCAGCUGGCCAAGCAGGAGGGCAACGUGGUGACGGUGGUGGCCAAGCACAUGCCUGGCGACUACGACAUUGAGUACACGUCGCCGUGGGCCGGCGCCAACUUCCUUCCCAUGGCCCUGGAAGCCGGCAGCCGCUACGAGAGGCGGACGUGGCCCGAGCUGAAGCGGCUCGCGGCCGAGGUGCCCGAGGCGGGCAUCCAUUUCCAGAAGGUGCACGUGAUGCGCUGCAAGAAGGACGAGCCGACGGGGUUCCGGCUGGCGCUGUCGGACGGCCUGUUCGCGCCAGACCCAUGGUACAAGGCAGUGGUGGACGACUACCGGGAGCUGCCGGCCAGCGAGCUGCCGGCCCACAUGCACUCGGGGGCCGAGUGGACGUCGGUGUGCAUCAAUACGACCAUGUAUUUAUGCUGGCUGGCGGGGCAGUGCGCGGCGCGCGGCGUGGUGCUGAAGCGCGCCGUGGUCGGCCACGUGGCCGAGGCGGCCGGGCUCGCCGAAGGGGGCGGUAGGCGGGCCGACGUGGUGAUCAACGCGACGGGGCUGCUGGCGUGCCGGCUCGGCGGCGUCAUGGACGCGGCCGUGUACCCGGCGCGGGGCCAGACGGUGCUGGUGCGCAACGAGAACGCCAACACCAUGUACGCGGCCAGUGGGACCGACCAUGGUGCGGACCAGCUGUGCUACACCAUGACACGGGCGGCCGGUGGCGGGACCAUCCUGGGCGGCACGUACGAGAAGGGCAACUGGGACCCGAACCCGGACCCGAACACGGCCGUGGCCAUCAUGAAGCGGGCCGUCGAGGCGCAGCCGCAGCUGGCGGGCGGGCGCGGCAUCGAGGGCCUCGACGUCAUCCGCCACGGCGUGGGCCUGCGCCCGGCGCGCGAGGGCGGCGUGCGCAUCGAGAAGGAGCUCAUCAACGGCGUCUGGGUCGUCCACAACUACGGCCACGCCGGCUGGGGGUACCAGGGCAGCUACGGCUGCGCCGAGCACGUCCUCGAGCUGGUCGACGAGAUUGUCGCCAAUACCAAGUCCAAGCUGUAG
Molecule: messenger RNA, 1086 nt
Organism: Lasiosphaeria miniovina
Lineage: Eukaryota; Fungi; Ascomycota; Sordariomycetes; Sordariales; Lasiosphaeriaceae
Product: D-amino acid oxidase-like protein
Exons: 4
Coding region: 1-1086 (361 amino acids)
Biological process (GO): D-amino acid catabolic process
Cellular component (GO): cytoplasm
Molecular function (GO): FAD binding; D-amino-acid oxidase activity
Source: RefSeq, a predicted model, not a curated record